CUCUUCCAUUUUGAAAAUGCCACUUCUCUCUCUCUCUCUCUCUCUCUCUCUCUCUCUCUGUUUCUCUCAACCACUCUGGAUCUUGUCUUCGCUAUUGAACCACCUGUCGAUCCGUUCGCAUCACAUGGUGCAAUCUUGAACUCUCCAGCAUCACCCAGAUACGCUUCUUGAAUCUCCCACGCUUUUCCCUGACGCUGAUAUAUGAAGCGUUGCGCGGGGGCAAUGUUUCUGCAUUCAUUCAAGUUCGUUGCUUUCUGAGAUUUGGUCCGUGCCCAUCUGAUAUUUCGGCCGGUUUUCUUGUUGGGUUGUGAUUAGAUGGUUAUGCGAGGCUUUAGGAUAUGCAUAUAGCUCUGGGUUGUGGGGGGAUCUUGUGGAUUCGUUAUUAGGAUGUGAAAUAUCGAUUUCCGAUUACGUUUCUACUUCGAUUUGGCGAUGAUUUUGUGCCUUGAAUGGACACAAGCACUGUUGCAAUGUUGGACUGAUGGUCUUUGAUGGAAUGGAACUUACUGGAUCGAUCGAUGCUUUUGGGUCCUAUGAGGAGAUGUGAUUUAUGGCGUGCUGGUAUACAAACGGUCUUUUCUAUGGCGAGAGUGUCCAUUGAAUCUUGGUUCCAUGGCUUUGUAAGAUAAUGCAUACUUUCAACAGAAGUGUGUCGUUGAACCGCAGGGCCUUGAGUGUCGGAAGCCCAAGACUUGGCCGAUCCACCGUGGUUUCGCGCCACCUUCACGUGCCUAUUGUGAUAGGAUUUCUGUUUACUUUUCUGCUGGCCAUUUCUGCCAGCUAUAUAUUCGUGGUUCCUAGUCUAAAGCAUACCUUCAAUGGUGACACUAUUUCCCAGAGUAAUGAGUCGACGAGUGUUUGUGAUGUUUCUGAUGGGAGUUGGGUUCGGGAUGAUAGCCAUCCAUUAUACAAUGCUUCGGAAUGUCCUUUUGCUGAGCAAGGAUUCAAUUGCUUGGGUAAUGGUAGGACAGAUGAAGAAUAUCUUAAGUGGAGGUGGAAGCCCAAGAACUGCGUCGUUCCGAAAUUUGAUGUGCGUACCAUACUUGAGUGGCUGAGAAACAGAAGGCUUGUCUUUGUUGGUGAUUCAAUGAGCAGGUCGCAGUGGGAGUCGUUGAUAUGUUUGCUCAUGACUGGAGUGGAGGAUAAGAAGAGUGUGUAUGAAGUAAAUGGGAGUAUGAUCACAAAGCGGAUCAGAUUCUUAGGUGUUCGCUUUAGCUCCUUCAACUUCACCAUUGAAUUCUUUCGGUCUGUUUUCCUAGUGCAACAUGGUUGGACGCCUAGGCAUGCACCACGAAGGGUCAGGUCAACGCUUAAAUUGGACAAACUUGAUGAUAUUAGUAUUCAUUGGGUUGAUUCGGAUGUUCUAAUUUUCAACACAGGGCAGUGGUGGGUGCCGGGGAAGCUCUUCGAAACGGGUUGUUAUUUCCAGGUCAGAAGUUCAUUAAAGCUUGGAUUGUCAAUUCCUGGUGCUUUCAGAGUAGCACUUGAGACUUGGGCAUCGUGGGUCGAGAGAGCAAUUGACAGAAAACGAACAAGUGUCUUUUUCAGGACUUUUGAACCAUCUCAUUGGAGUAUCAGUGACCAAAGAAUUAGAUCUUGCAACAUGACUCGGUACCCCCUGCCGGAAGAUAGCAAGAGAGACCCACAUGUAUUCGCAGACAUUGCAGAGGAGGUGGUGAAGAACAUGAGCUUUCCUAUUACCCUUUUGCGCAUUACAUCGCUGUCAGCUUUCCGAAUUGAUGCACACGUGGGCAAUUGGAGCGAUAAUCCAUCUGUGGCCGACUGCAGCCACUGGUGUCUUCCUGGAUUACCUGAUAUGUGGAAUGAAAUUCUCCUUUAUUACCUUCUUACUAACCAUGAAUCGCCUCCGUAGAGAAUGGCACCAGGGGAUUGAAGAAGAGAAUAUAUAGCUCCGCAGUGUACGAGAGCAAUUGCUACAUCCUCCAACCCCUAGAGAGCCAGAAUGAUCAAGUUUUAUUGAUCUGUCUACAUUGAUCUCUCCUUUCUGAUUGUUUUGGCACAAUGCCCGAUACUUUUGGCAAGUCUCCGAGUAAAUCCAGAUUCCUUGGAGAAUGACAGAGCUACUAACUAAGAACAGUUACGCGACACGAAGUGAUUUUUUUUCAUUCUUUCUGCAAUUCUUUAGUUUUUUUCAGAGGUCAAAUUUUGUUUCUCAGAUGCAACAAUCAUUUCCACUGUCUGUACACUCUGUAUUUUACCAACAGCUACACAAUUUUGUUUCCAACAAAGAGGAAAAGGAAAGAAGUGGUAAAAAGGUUCAAACAGCUUGA
Messenger RNA from Syzygium oleosum, 2291 nucleotides. Its product is annotated as protein trichome berefringence-like 7. The transcript is spliced from 4 exons. Gene Ontology annotation, cellular component: Golgi apparatus. Gene Ontology annotation, molecular function: O-acetyltransferase activity. Lineage: Eukaryota; Viridiplantae; Streptophyta; Magnoliopsida; Myrtales; Myrtaceae. The coding region runs from base 629 to 1873 and encodes 414 amino acids. The record is from RefSeq and is a predicted model, not a curated record.